Molecule: messenger RNA, 2012 nt
Organism: Galeopterus variegatus (Sunda flying lemur)
Lineage: Eukaryota; Metazoa; Chordata; Mammalia; Dermoptera; Cynocephalidae
Gene: AGK
Product: acylglycerol kinase
Exons: 16
Coding region: 74-1339 (421 amino acids)
Biological process (GO): protein insertion into mitochondrial inner membrane; ceramide biosynthetic process
Cellular component (GO): TIM22 mitochondrial import inner membrane insertion complex; mitochondrion
Molecular function (GO): ceramide kinase activity; acylglycerol kinase activity; ATP-dependent diacylglycerol kinase activity
Source: RefSeq, a predicted model, not a curated record
UUCAGCGCACUCAUUUGCAAAAUGGGGCGAGUAGUACCUGAUCGAUCGGAACCUAGCAAAUCCUUAGGAGAAGAUGACUGUGUUCUUUAAAUCACUUAGGAAUCAUUGGAAGAAAACUACAGCUGGGCUCUGCCUGCUGACAUGGGGAGGCCACUGGCUCUAUGGAAAACACUGUGAUAACCUGCUAAGGAGAGCAGCCUGUCAAGAAGCUCAGGUGUUUGGCAAUCAACUCAUUUCUCCCAAUGCACAAGUGAAGAAGGCAACUGUCUUUCUCAAUCCUGCAGCUUGCAAAGGCAAAGCCAGGAUUCUAUUUGAAAAAAAUGCUGCACCGAUUUUACAUUUAUCUGGCAUGGAUGUGACUGUCGUUAAGACAGAUUAUGAGGGACAAGCCAAGAAACUCCUGGAAUUGAUGGAAAGCACAGAUGUGAUCAUUGUUGCUGGAGGAGAUGGGACACUGCAGGAGGUUAUUACUGGAGUUCUUCGAAGAACAGAUGAGGCUACCUUCAGUAAGAUUCCCAUUGGAUUUAUCCCACUGGGACAGACCAGUAGUUUGAGUCAUACCCUCUUUGCGGAAAGUGGAAACAAAGUCCAACAUAUUACAGAUGCUACCCUUGCUAUUGUGAAAGGAGAGACGGUUCCACUUGAUGUGUUGCAGAUUAAGGGUGAAAAGGAACAACCUGUGUUUGCAAUGACUGGCCUUCGAUGGGGAUCCUUCAGAGAUGCUGGCGCCAAAGUUAGCAAGUACUGGUAUCUUGGGCCUCUAAAAAUCAAAGCAGCCCACUUUUUCAGCACUCUUAAGGAGUGGCCCCAGACUCAUCAAGCCUUGAUUUCAUACACGGGACCUACAGAGAAACCUCCCAGUGAACCAGAUGAAACCCCUCCCCGGCCUUCUUUGUACAGGAGAAUACUGCGAAGGCUUGCAUCAUACUGGGCACAACCGCAGGACGCCCCCUCCCAAAAGUUGAGCCCAGAGGUCUGGAAAGACGUACAGCUGUCCACCAUUGAACUGUCCAUCACAACACGGAACAGUCAGCUUGACCUGAUGACCAAAGAAGACUUUAUGAACAUCUGCAUUGAACCUGACACUGUCAGCAAAGGAGACUUCAUAACUGUGGGAAGUAGAAAGGUGAGAGACCCCAAGCUGCAUGCCGAUGGCACCGAGUGUCUCCAAGCCAGCCAGUGCACCUUGCUUCUUCCUGAGGGAACAGGGGGCUCUUUUAGCAUUGACAGUGAGGAGUAUGAAGCGAUGCCUGUGGAGGUGAAGCUGCUGCCCAGGAAGCUGCAGUUCUUCUGUGAUCCCAGGAGGAAAGAGCAGAUGCUGCAGAGCACAGCCCAGUGAGCAGCAGCAGGAGACGGGGCACCGAGACCACACUUUAGGCCACCUGUGGGACCAAAGGGAAAUGAGGGCCUCAACUGUCCCAACAGUGUUGUCACAGGAUCCCAAGGGCGUUUUCCUAGCAAGUACCCCUCUUUGCAAUCAGCUUUCCAUUAGCGCAUGCUUUUCUUUUGGUGUGACAGUUGAUCCCUCUUAAAUAUUGAUUUUCCUCAGGCUGGUUCAAGGAAGUUCUCACACUCAGUGGAUGGAAAAGGGCUAGAAUUUUGUCUCCCAAAAGUGCAACCACAGUGGACAGCAGGAUCCUUAGACUGUCUGAGCUUUAUUCCUGUUAUGUUCUUUGAGCAUCCUACAAAUUCCAGGGAGGUACCUGCCCUCCCUGGCUACCUUGUCCUGCUUCUGAGCUCCUUCACGGUUGCUGCUGCUCUAUGAGUGCUGGUUCUUAUUUAGCUCUGGUUUCAGUUCUGUCCUUAAUCCAAAACAUAUGUGAGGGUGUUUCCCUUUUCAGCCAUGUAUAAAAUGUUGUAAAAUGCUAGUUUUUUUUUUUUUUCUUUUAAGUAGUGUGUUUCUUAAAUGUUGGUUUGCAUGAGAACUACCUGGGGUGCAUGUUGAAAAUUAACUUACUUGGGUCCACCCUAAACCUAAUAACUCAAUCUGCAUUUAAAAAAAAAAAAAAAAA